CGCGCGCGGGCCAAGCGGACUGGGCGCGCGCCGAACGCAGGCGGCUCGCGGGGUCUGACCGGGCGGCUUCCAGAGCCCCCACGGGAGGGCGGAGGAGCAGGUGCCGCGAUGGCCGAGGGCAGCGCCGUGUCCGACCCUCAGCACGCCACGCGCCUGCUGCGCGCGCUGAGCUCAUUCCGGGAGGAGUCCCGCUUCUGCGACGCGCACCUGGUCCUCGACGGGGAGGAGAUCCCGGUGCAGAAGAACAUCCUGGCGGCCGCCAGCCCGUACAUCAGGACAAAGUUAAACUAUAAUCCUCCAAAAGAUGAUGGAUCAACCUAUAAGAUUGAACUUGAAGGGAUAUCGGUAAUGGUUAUGAGAGAGAUCCUGGAUUACAUCUUCAGUGGGCAGAUCCGGCUGAGCGAGGACACCAUCCAGGACGUGGUGCAGGCGGCCGACCUGCUGCUGCUGACGGACCUCAAGGCGCUGUGCUGCGCAUUCCUGGAGGGCUGCAUCGCCGCCGAGAACUGCAUCGGCAUCCGGGACUUCGCGCUGCACUACUGCCUGCACCACGUGCACUACCUGGCCACCGAGUACCUGGAGACCCACUUCCGGGACGUCAGCGGCUCCGAGGAGUUCCUCGAGCUGAGCCCCCAGAAGCUCAAGGAGGUGAUCUCCCUCGAGAAGCUGAACGUCGGCAACGAGAGAUACGUGUUCGAGGCCGUCAUCCGCUGGAUCGCACACGACACAGAGUUAAGAAAGGUCCACAUGAAGGAUGUCAUGUCAGCGCUGUGGGUUUCAGGGUUGGACUCGAGCUACUUACGGGAGCAGAUGCUCAACGAGCCCUUGGUCCGCGAGAUCGUCAAGGAAUGCAGCAACAUCCCCCUCAGCCAGCCGCAGCAGGGGGAGGCCAUGCUGGCCAGCUUCAAGCCCCGCGGCUACUCGGAGUGCAUCGUGACCGUGGGUGGAGAGGAGAGAGUUUCGCGGAAGCCAACGGCAGCGAUGCGAUGUAUGUGCCCCCUUUACGACCCCAACCGGCAGCUGUGGAUCGAACUGGCCCCUCUGAGCAUGCCGAGAAUCAACCACGGGGUCCUGUCAGCAGAAGGGUUUUUGUUUGUAUUUGGGGGCCAAGAUGAAAACAAGCAGACCCUGAGCUCAGGAGAAAAGUACGACCCAGAUGCAAAUACAUGGACCGCACUGCCACCGAUGAACGAGGCAAGACAUAAUUUUGGAAUUGUGGAGAUAGAUGGCAUGCUGUAUGUUUUAGGAGGAGAAGAUGGUGAAAAAGAGCUAAUUUCAAUGGAAUGUUAUGAUAUUUAUUCUAAAACCUGGACAAAGCAACCUGAUUUGACCAUGGUUAGAAAGAUUGGCUGCUAUGCAGCUAUGAAAAAGAAAAUCUAUGCCAUGGGUGGAGGGUCCUAUGGGAAACUCUUCGAGUCUGUGGAAUGCUAUGACCCCCGGACCCAGCAGUGGACCGCCAUCUGUCCCCUGAAAGAGAGAAGGUUUGGAGCAGUGGCCUGUGGAGUCGCCAUGGAACUGUAUGUAUUUGGGGGAGUCAGAAGUCGCGAGGACAUCCAGGGGGGCGAGAUGGUAACUUGCAAGUCGGAGUUCUACCACGAUGAGUUUAAAAGGUGGAUCUAUCUUAAUGACCAGAAUUUAUGCAUCCCGGCCAGUUCCUCUUUCGUGUAUGGAGCCGUCCCCAUAGGUGCCAGUAUCUACGUCAUCGGAGAUCUCGAUACGGGCACCAACUACGACUACGUGCGCGAGUUCAAAAGGAGCACGGGAACCUGGCACCACACCAAGCCCCUGCUGCCCUCCGACCUGCGCCGCACGGGGUGCGCAGCCCUGCGCAUCGCCAACUGCAAGCUGUUCCGCCUGCAGCUGCAGCAGGGCCUCUUCCGCAUCCGCGUGCACUCGCCGUGACGCGUGGCCGCGGGACGCGCCGCUCCUGACCUCGCGCUGGACGCCGCGCUCCGCGAGGGGAUAGACGGCGGGGCCCCUCGCCCCGCGCCGGCCUCCGUGCGGUAACGCGGGUGGUUUUCUAACGCUUCGAAGCCUGGGCUUCAGCUCUAGUUCCGGAGAACACGUAAACUGAAAAAAAAAAACUACCAAGGUGGGGAAUCCGUUUCUCCUGUAGGUGUGUCCCUAGACCAACCGGAGCUAGGCAGUGUCCGAGGAAAAGGGAAGUGGGAAUCGUGUAAAAUAUGGAAGUUAAAAUCCUAAGGUGCAUUUUCCCGGAGGGGAUCUCAUGUGUGACUAACCGCUGUCUUCAAGUACCUGGCUUUGGUUGGGGAAAAAAAAAAAAAUCCGUAUAUGCAAAUCAACAUAUCCAAACAUACCAGGAUUGCUUUUCCACUGCACUUGGAAGGAGAUAUUAUGCCUAACUCUGCCCAACCAUUUAAGGGUUUGUGCCUAAAAAUGUUAGUUUGGACUCAAUGCCAGUUAGUCUCCACUUAACUACUAGUUCUCUACCCUAAGAAUCUUUUUUGAACUAAAUUAUGAUGAAUCGAAACUAAGAUAAAAUUUCUCUUGUAUGACAUUCUAUCUUAGUAAUCUAAAGGGUCAGUAAAUUAAGGAGUCAGGUGGCAGCCCUCCUGUGACUUUAAAGGAAGUUGUAGCUUCUGUGUUAAUUCAGAUGAAGAUGCGUCAUGCUGUCAUAUCUGGGGUUGAGAAGGACCUCCUGCAGUGCCAUUCUUCCUUUCCAACUAAGCAGAACCGUUUUAUAAAUCUGAGGACAUUAGUGAGUAGGAGAUUUUAUAAAAGAAGGACCCGAGUCGGACAAAUAAUAAAGGUCUGCUAUGACCAAAAAAAAAAAAAAAAGGUCCAGAGAAAAUAUAUAGGGAUCAAAAACUUAAAAAAAAAAAAAAAAAAAUCUGCCUGAAAGCACACAAAGUCUUGUUUACUACUGUCUAGGGUUUGAAAAUGUCUUAGAACGCGAAUUCAUGUUAAGAAUCUAGCCUUUGUAGCAGAAUUUUCUCAAUGCUGUUCACUAGUACGAGUUUCUGACAAAUUACAUAGCAAGUAAAGUUUGGCUGGUAGAAUAAACUACCUCAACUUAAUUUCAUUCUGUUCAUAGUAGAGCAAAUUAAUCCUUUCCUCUCUCAUCUCCAUGUCAACCCACAUUGACCCCUCUUCCCAUGGGGGAAAAAAGUCUGUCUUUAGUGGCACUUAACCUUGUAAGAUACUUUGUUUUCCAUUUGGAUUAUGCCACUUUCAUGUGAAACCAGGGACUUCAAAGUGCUUGAUGACUUUAUCAUUUGAAAUUUAUGCAAUAUCAGAUUUCUAAUCAAUAUAGAGGUCUUUAUUUCUAAUUGUUUUCUACAGCUUUUUUUCCCCUCCCUCUUAGUAUAUGGCUAUAAGAAGCAGCAUUUAGUCUUAAAUAUUAACAAAUGUAUAAAUGUAUCCUUUGGUUAUAAAUUUGAGAAUAGGAAUUUCUUCUGGAAACUUCCUGCCUAGAAUGUUCAUAUGCUUUUCACAUGCAUAUGAAACAUCACUUGUGUUCUUCCACGCAGGGACAGUAGAAGGGGGACCUAUGUGCAUUUUUUUUUUCUUCUACUUGUUAGAAGUCAAUCCAAUGCUAGAAAAGGUCGCUGAGCAGCCUUGCCUGUGGGGAUUCUGAAGACUGCUAUGUGUGCACAUUCGCUCUCCAUCCUGGCAGAAGACAUGGGUCACAGAGGCACGGGGUUUUUAAUCUUCUCUGUCAGAGGCACUAGGCCAUUCACCUAGCAGAUCUUACCUGUACGUCGAAGCCAGCCUCUUUGCUUUGUACCGUGUACCACUCAACUGUUGUCUGCACGCUUUCCCCAGGAUGUCUUGGAUGUCUUUUAAUCAAGGCAAACUACAUGGCCACUGCAAAGAAAGAAAACUUUCUUUGUAAAACUAGAUGUUAAUUUUAUGGGAAAUAAACUGCCGAAAGAGUGGGUUUUCUUUGGUAAAAUGCCCCAUACAGAACAGAACCCAGAAGCCACCACUGAGGUACAUUAAAGUGGUAACCGAUGUCCUGUUAAAGCCGUGACAGUCAGCAAUUCUCUUUUCUUUAAUUUCUGAAGUUUAAAGUUAUUUCCAGGCUACGCCAGGCCUCUCCAAGGAGACAGUUCAUUGUUCAGGAGUGAAUGAAUCCCUAUUGCAAUACUAUCAGUGCCUGCAUGACUUGGUCAAUUCAUUUUAUAAAAGUUUUUUUAUUAUUAUUAUUUAGUUCAUUGACACUGUAGCUGCAGAAGUUAGGUAAUGUUUUCUAAAAGUAAAUUUGCCACAUAAUAUGGGAUGCAAUAACCAACAAAAGCUGCUAAGUGCCAAACUGUUAUUUUGUUAUAUAUAAAUAUAAAAAUAUUACAUUGAAGUGUCGGGAUGUAUUUAAUUUUAUUAUGUUCCAAAAUUAAUCAUGAUUUUCUUGUAAAUCACAGUUAUGUUAGUAUUGUGAAGUAAAUUUGAACUCAUUUCAUGCAGGUUUGUGUUUUAACCAUCCACUUACGCCUUGAAACAUCCUUUCUUGGUAAAUUUUUGAUACUUCUUUUAACAGAAGGCACUUUUACCAGAUACAUGCUGAAAUUAGUGGCUAAAGGUCUUAAAAUUUUAAAUACAAUAUCUUGGGGGGAAGUGCAAUUUAUUUUCAUUAUCCAGGUUGUCUCAGGUUAGAGUAAGUGAAUAUUGAAAGGAUUUCUUCUAGGCUACAGUCUAAAGUAGGUUUGUUUGUUUCUUUGUUUAAUACAUCCAAACAUUGUUUGUUUGUUUUUUUUCAAAGAUUUAAGUGUUUAAUUUAAAAUGAAGUUUUUAAUUUUUUGUGAUAGUGCUUAUAUCCUGUGAGACAUAAAAAUGUGUGUGAGAGGGGGAGAGAGAGAGAGAAAGAGAGUGUUUUGUGUGUGUGUGAUGUGAUUUGGUAAGUCUGUUUAUAUAUGUUUACUUUUGGAAUUGUCAUUCCAAACUACAUAUAUUAUUGUCUCCUGGUGCUUCAGAGAAAUUCUUGAGCCUGUGGCCCUUCAGCUUAUACUACUGUGUUAAACUCAUGUUGAGUGAAUAUAUUGAUGUAUUUGUAGUUUGUAGUAAGUUUUACUUGGCAUUUGCAUUUCUUUUCUUUAGCAUAGUAAAAACAGUGCUUACCAACUCAUAGUUGGUAUACUGUAGAAAUUUGGCCUAAGAAAUUUCUAAAUUCACCAUUUCUUUCACUAAUCCAUUCUUUGAUCGCUGUCAGGAGUUGAUAGCUAACGGUAGGCUUUUUUCAAACUGUGCAGCAACCGAAAAGGCAUAUUUGGGGGCUGUUGGACAGUAUACUGUUUGUCUUGAAGGAUUCUCUCAGCUUGCACUACCACUUUAGUGAUGGCACUCUCUUCAGCGACGCUUUGGAAGUGCCAUUCUGUCCUUUACGAGCGGGGAGUUCCCUGGGCGAUGCACCGGAGAUACAUCCUUUGUAUUGACGUGGUAAAGACCGGGCUCCUUUGCUGUAGCAUUCCAGUUGCUCAGGGUAGCAGGGCAGGGUUCUAGAGAAAUGUGGUAGCUGCCUUGGUCCACCGGGUUUCUGCCUGGUGCGUCCUUACUACGGUGCACCAGACCAGGGAUCCCCAACAAUUUUCCAAGGAGCUCUAAAAACACUACAGUAUUACCUUCUAGAAUGUUGGCUGUCUUGAUUCAAGAGGAGGCUGCCUGUGGUCAGAUGAAGACAUGCAACUGUCCAGGGAAAGAAUGAGGUGGCACUUGCACUGCAUCAACUUUGAAGGUGCUGGAACCCCCUCACAGAGCACCCAGUGGAAGGGAAGGGAAGGGUGAGGCUGCUUGGAUUCAGGGGUUGCCCUGUGGGCUCUGAGAGAAGUGAUCCCGCUUGGCACAGAAGAGCCUACCCUGGGUUUAAUCACCAGUGUUGAUAAAGCUCCUACUCAGAAUUCUGCUUGGGCUUCUGGGGAGCAUCACAGCGAGGCAGGUGAAAUACUGCCCUCCCUCUAGACUGUAAACUCCUCAUGGGAGGGACCCUACCUUAGUCUUCUGCUAAUCCCAGUGCUCAGCACACAGUAGGUAGUCAUUUAUUAUGACCAAUGACUAUAGUGUCCUUGCGAUCCAAGUGACAUUCUUCACAGGAUUGAAAGUGACUUGCUUUUAAAUGGGACUUUUAAAUGAGAAGCUUUGUACACAGAGGGGCCGGCCUGCUAACAUAGAGCUGGAAACCUGUACAGAAUAAAAAAGCAAAGUGCCUGACCUAUAUUAUGCACAGCUCUGUGGUCCCUGUUUGUUCCAUAGGAUUUUUGAGACCCUAUCCUCAGCAUACCUAAUAAUGCUUAUCACAUUUAAUUUUGUUUUCACUGCUUUUUAUAUGGGGUGCAGGAUCUUCCCAGAACACACUCUUUGACCCUGACAUGUCUGUGACAGGUGCAGUGGUCUCUGGUGGAUAGAAAGCAUCCCAGUAGAUACAGCUUCACUCCCCACUUCAGAUGUGGAUGGAAACCAAAACGUGGAAUCCAGUCUGUGGACUCUCAUUUCACUGUUCAGCCAAUUAGAAUAUCACUUAAUGUUAUAGGCAGGCAAGUAUUUUAAUCAUAUAAGAAUCACUUAUAGUGUAACUUGAACUACCAAACAUAUCCUUUACAAGUUACACAAAUAUAAACUGAAAGAUCUUUGGUUUUCUUUGUUAGUUAGCUGUGGGAAAUUUAAGAAUUUACUAAAAUCAUAAGAGCAGAGGUAAUAAGUAUUUGUGUUUGAGAGAGAAGCUGUUUUUACUUUGAAAAGCUGAAGCUUCACUUACCCUUCGCUUCCUUACCACAUUUAAGGAAAGGAUACUGUGUCUUAAAAUGUUGAGGAAAGCAUUUUUCUAGUUUUUUAGUAAUCCAUGAAGUAUCCUUUGAGGCUGGUUCAGAAAUUAUAGAAGUUUAUGCUACAAGGGUGAGGAAUGGGACAAACUUGCUUACCUCUGAGGAGAACGUGAGCUCAGGUGAGUUGGCCCUGCCUGUUGCCAGUGAAGUCCCAGUGAUUACUGAACUGGUGGCUUCAUCUAUUCAUUUUUUUUUUUUUUUUUGGCACACCACCUAGUAAAACUUCUAAAUUUUUUGUAUUUUUUCAGAGGUAAUUCUAUUAUUUAAUUUUAAACAUGUCUCAACUUUGUCACAUUGUGAUAUGUGACAUGGGAGAACCUCACAUGUAACUAUAUCUCCUCUGGUCUGAUUCGUACCCUUUAGGAAAGUUAGUUCUUGCUCAGUUCUACCUUUGAAGUUCUCUAAGUGGAAGGACUUUUAAACUCCUUCCCUUUCUUAUGAAAUUAAAUAUCUAAUUUGUUGUUCAGUCACUAAGUCUUGCCCGACUCUUUGCAACCCCAUGGACUGCAACACGUCAGGCUUUCCUGUCCUUUACUAUCAGUUUGCUCAAAUUCAUGUCCAUUGAGUUGGUGAUGCUCUUUAACCAUCUAUCUCAUUCUCUUGCCCCCUUCCCCUUCUGCCUUCAAUCUUCUUACCCAGCAUCAAGGUCUUUUCCAAUGAGAUGGCUCUUUGCAUCAGGUGGCCAAAGUAUUGGAACUUCAGCAUCAGUCCUUCCAAUGAAUUCCAAAGGAAUUCAGGGUUGAUUUCCUUUAGAUCGACUGGUUGGAUCUCCUUGCAGUCCAAAGGACUCUCAAGAGCCUUUUCCAACACCACAGUUCAAAAGCAUCGAUUCUUCAGUACUCAGUUUUCUUUAUAGUCCAACUCUCACAUCCAUACAUGACUACUUGAAAAACCAUAGCUUUGACUGUAUGGACCUUUGUCAGCAAAGUGAUGUCUUCACUUUUUAAUAUGCUGUCUAGGUUUGUCAUAGCUUUCCUUCCAAGGAAAAAGUAUCUUUUAAUUUCUAAUAACAUUUAAUAUCUAAUGUUUUAAUAUCUAAUAACAUUGCUUAAUUAGCUAGUGAGACAUAUCCGUUGCCUUUUCUUUUUCCUGUUGAGAGAAAAAAUAAUCUUCUAAAAUUGCUACUCAACUGAAAUUUGGGCUAAUUUUGAUAUUGGUGUCCCCAUGGCCCAACAAAAUUGUUGGAAAUUCUUAAAUCACUGUGAUUUGAAUUAGAGAAGGUGCAGGGCAUGACAGCCCUCAGGGUCUGGGUACACACUGCAUAAGAUAAUGUGGGGAAGACUUAGCCACUUCCUGUGACCCAAGUAAAUGACCACUUCAAAUAAUUCAGACCCCAAGUGGCUAUAGGUUCAUCUUUCUGGUUGGUGAAUUAUAUUUAUUAUAACUGCAUGUUUAGCAUUUCAGUAGAAGUUUUUAAGUACCUUAUUUGUAUUCCUCUCACUCGUCAGUUACAAGGUGUACCUUAGAACCUUGAAUUACACUUUUUCAGGUUACACAGAGAAACUUGGUUCAAAGAUGACUGUACAAAUAGUUUGCUUCAUCAUGUUUCCUGUUUAAUUGGAUGAGAAUCACACAUGCAUUUAUUCCCUUGUUCUUCGUGUUUAUAGGAAAAACUGUUCUCAGCUACCUCAUUAUGUAGUGUUGUGCUUGAUCCCCUGCCAAUUGAGAAGAAUUCAACACAUUCUGUCCUUUAACAAAAGCCUGGAAGCAAGCAGUAAGCGGCCUUGAGGAAUACAAUUCUCUAAGGCGUAGUUCCCAUUUUACUUUUAAUCAGGAGGAACAAUAAUUCUCCUAGAGCUGCUGCAAAGUGAUUACUUGAAACUCGACUUGAACUUUAAAGAAUCUUUACAAGGCUAUGUUUUCGUAGCAUAGAGAAGUAGUGUGUUUAAGCACCACUGCUGUGUAAAAUAGUAGGUUUCAUCACCGUGGUCAUUCACAGCAGAUAGGAAAACGUGUCUGUCUGUAAUUUGACCCAGUGUUUGGGGUUCAGAUGCUUGGGGUAACCGUUCUUCAUAUUCUAUAAGGUGCUAGUGGGAGCAGUUUUAAGGAUCUAAUAGGUGUAUUUUCAUGAAUCUGUUUCCCAAGAAUCUUACCUUUGAUGAAAGUAUAGGGCUCCUCACGAAGUUCCUGUGUUCUUUUAGUUCUGAUAACCUGGGGCUUUACAAUGAAACUCUGAAAGUGCCGAGUUGAGUUGACCAAACACCACAGAACUGCAUUACACUUAAAAUCACAAGUGACCGGAUUCGCCGGGUGUGUCCGUGGAAUGGCCCCAGCUUCCUCCUGUACAGGGUACACCUGGGCGCUGUCCUCCCCACCGUCAGUCAGCUUACCCGGCUGGUGAGUUAGGGGCAGCUCCCAGGUCCUUCAGUUCUGGUAGACAGACCUUCCCUUCCGGGGGGUGGUUUCUUAUUAGGAACUACCUAGGACCCCUCAUGGCCAAAACGAGUUGUGUCCAUUCCUAAAAACCUGGCAUACUAGGAAUAACUUACAUACCAGGUAAAAUCUAAAACCUUCACCGUCCCUGUGCAUUAAUAAGAUUUAAUGGUUAGGCUUGUGCUUUUCAUAUUAAAGGGCUUGCUCCCCUCAGCAGAAUUCUGGCAAAGUUCUUCUCAGGUGGAUCUAGCCGUGGGCCACGCCCUCUUUUGGUUUCCAAGAGAGCCAAGGUUCACCCCCGGACAGCCCCAAGCUUCCUUGGUUGUAAUGAUUUUGAGGAAAUUGUAAACAUUCUCUGUGCGGCGCCAGGCGAACCCGGUGGUUGUGAGCAUGCGUGGCGUCGGGGCCCGGUGCAUGCUGGGUUUAAAGAUGGCUCCCACCGCCUCGUGCCCCGCGAAGCCCGUCACCCCAGAAGCAGAGGGUGGGCGUCCACCUGCCGGGGUUCCUGUGGAGAGCCAGCGGAGUGAGGAGGGCGAGAGCUUGGCACCUGGCGCACAAAUUGUGGGUGGUCGGCACCUCGGCUGCAGUUGCUGUCCGUCUCAGGCGCAGUCUCCGCCCCUCGCCCAGUAGCCCGGCCUCAGAGCUUGCCUCAUGCUCGCAUCUGCCGCCACAUGAUACCCAAGCAAACAUACGUUUGCUUUUACAAGAUGCAUAUUUUUUGGAUCCAUGAUAACCGCUCUCCUGCUUCUUUAAAACCUGGAGUUCAGGAUAAUUCUAGACAGUGGAAACACCCCAGGAUAUGUGUUCAGGCUGUUUAGAGUGGUUAUAAAUAUCCUUUGUUUCAGGGUUUGCCUGAUGAAGUACUCUAAUAAUAAUAAACUUUCUGGAAGUUGAAUUUUUCUUUUUUCCCUAAAAUAUAAAAGGUAGUAGUCAAUGCUAAUUAAAUAAAUGAUAUUUUCUAGGUCUUAGUUUGAGAUCACUAGUCCUAAACUACUACUCUGAACUUGGAUGUUGUGUGGAACCUGAAGACAGACUAUGUAACGUGUGUGUGUGUGUGUGUGUGUGUGUGUGUGUGUGUGUGUGUGUGUGUGUGUGUGUGUGUAGAACUUCUAUACCUUCAGCUAAGGAAGGGUUAUUUAACAAAGUGAUAUCAAAAGUGAGUUACUUAAUCAUUUUAUAAAGUUACUUCCUUUCCAAUUCAGAUUAUGGACUGCUGGAUUUAGUGGUACAUGACUUAUCCACCUUGUUUUGAUUUCAAUAAGACAUUUUAUAAAGUCAUUCUUGAUAUUUUUGUGAUUGAGAAAAGGAAGUAGAAAUAGGUUUAAAGCGGGUGAGAAAUAGGCGCUAUUGAUGAGAAUGGGCCCUUGUGUCCACACGGAUGGGAAUAAUCUAGCGGUGUGCUUUUUUAAUGUUUUCUUUAAUAAGAUGUAUAAAAAUAUAGAUGACAGAAGCAUUGGGUGUUAGGAGCUUAUUUUACAGUCUAAUAACAUGGCUAAAUAUAGUCUUAUGUCCAGAUUCACAGAAGACAGUUCCCAGUUGAAAGGGAAAGAAAAAAAAAGGGAAAGAAGAAAACUGGGGGAUGGGGUGGGAAUCAUUGACAAUUUGAACAUAAGCCAGCAGUUCAGAAUAGUGUCCUGGUCUGUGUGUAGAGGCUGGUAGGCAAACAAGGAAGUCUGUUUUGUCCACCUGCUGCACUGAUGGGCCCUGGGAACCAGCAUCCAAGAGGAUGACAGCCAGGGUGGCGGGCGUUCUGGAAGCUCUAACAAGAAGCUCUGGAGGCCCAGACUCCGGCCUGCUGGGCUUUAGAAAGCUCAGGCCAGGAGGCAGAAGCUAUAGAGGUAGAAUGUUUCUGUCACUCUUAGAACUUUCUAGAAUUGCCUCAUGAUAAACUGGGUGCCUCCUGUGGUUCUGAGCGCUCAGCUCUGAGGAUUACCCCAAAGCUGCCCUCUGUAGCUGUGUCUCGUGGGUAUGACGGAGUCAGCCAGGGGAGUCUUGCGCAGUGUGCAGAUAUCAUCACAAACUUCAAGGUUUGGAGGUUCUGUGAACAGUUUAGUUUAAAAAAAAAAAAAAAGGAGGGGGGAAAUGUUUGUACUUCAGCUUUCACAUUGUUUUUGGGGGAGAAGAGUCUUUGUUUUUUAAUGUGUGCUGUCUCCCAUCCUCCUUGCCCCCCACCCGCUCACUAUCUCCUGACUACGGCCGCUGGUCCAAGGCUCAGCCAACUUGAGCAUAAUCUUCAUAAACAAAUCUCUAGAGAUUUCCCUAAAACCGUAAUUGUCAACUAGACAGUGAUUCUUGCUUUUUCUAUACUAUUUGUUGUAAAUCUCUCAGUAUCUCUGCUGAGUUAAGAAAGCUAAUAAGUAAAAAUUGUAUUCUUUUAAGCAGGGCUUAGGUGACCUAUGACCUGGGAUGCCAUCCAGGGGACCAUGCAGUGGGGAGAGUUAGGUUGGCCGACCUCUUUCAGCACCUUCCGACUCCAGGAAUGGGUCCCCUCACUAGUGGGUCACUUUGUCAUCCCUUGGGAAGUGUCUCCAGAGGACCCGCCUCCUCCCGGGCUCUGUCUGCCCCGCUUCCAUGAAAGCUGUGCAGCGGGGGCUCCACUCCCUCUGUGUGUGCUCCCGAUACCACCUGCCCAGAGCACAGGAGCCGAGCAGAGGCUGGGCCAGGCCCCCAAGUCCAGAUCAUCAGGAGGGUGCCGUCCACGUUGUUCUCCAGAUCCGUGUCUUCUGCCCACGCCCGUGGUCAUCAUAAUCCUCGGUUUGACCCAGUGUUGAUUUACCUCCCGUGUCCCACUGUGCCCACACGGGCUGCGGGCAGGAUCUCUGAGGACGCGGGCCCUUCCCACAGCUUCUCCCUGGGCAGUCGAAGAACUUUAGUCAAGGCAGGAGGAGGUUAUUUUGGUCAUGUUCUCAAGUGUACCCUUAGUCACAUACUUUUGCAAUCACAUCUCCACCCUGCCCUCUGUUCUCAUCCCAUAGCUUCUCCCAGCCUGAUUUUUUUUUAGCUGCUUUAAUUAAGUAUCCAAGAAAAGGCAGGGUAGGGGGAGGUGCAUGGUGGCGGUGAGGGGCAGGGGCGGGCUCUUCUGGUUCCCCAGACUAUUAGUCUAACAAUAUGUGUUGAAAAGGCAUUCUUCUGGGAGCCCCUAACCUGGCCUUCAUGACCAGCACUUUCCGCAGCCAGAGAGCCAGAGCGGUCACCCAGGCUGGGCAGCUUCCAGGGUCUGCACCAUUCUGCUCCUCCCACAUGACAGCCGGGGUUGGGGUGCAGGGAGCAGAGCCUCAAGUCCCCCCACCAUGCUGCCCCAGGCAUGGCCAAGUGCAUCUCAGCAACUCCUUAAGCAACUAGACUAGAACAGCCUCCCUCCGGCCUGGUUGUCCCCACUUUCCACACCUGCCCUGGAGGUUCUCAGGACUCCUCCUGGAGCCCGGGAAAGGGGCCCCCAUGCCACAAGUUCUACCUCAGCACCCAGCCACCUGGCACUGUGCAGGGCCCACCUCUUCGUUUUCUCCUAUUUAGCUCUGCUUAGAAACACACUGCACUCCAAAUGGUGAAUAGGAUUGGAAAUUAGAAUUACUCGUUUACAAUAAGAAAGAGACCCAUCUCUUCAUAUUGUUGUGUUUUUUUUUUUAAGGAAUUUUUGCUUCAGAAGAAACUCCAGAACAUAAAUGUAUUCUUGUUAAUCUAGGCAUAUGCUCAUUGAAUUUGACUAUGCUUUGUAAAAAAAAAAAAUUAUGUAGUAACGUGGGGCAAAAGGGUAUCAUCAGCUUAAAAACAAACCUUCAGUGUCGGUGGGUUUAGCAUUGUUUUCCUGUAGGGGACUUCAGAAGUCCAGUGCUCCGUGAAAACAGAGAUCAGCCACGUUCCACGGGGUAGAUGAUUUUAUGGUGGGAAAUGUCUCAAGUGGCCUUCGGUUGAGAAAAGCACAGGCUCUCCUAGCAGCACUCAGUUUCAAAAAAAAAAAAAGCAGUAUCAGUGGCUUUUUCUGCUGAUGGAGUUCUUUUCAUUUUGACUCAUCUGUUAACACAGCUUUUGUCUGGUUCCUCAUUCCUGUGCCCCUUCAAGUCGCCAGUGACAUAGAAACACUUGUUUUGUUUUUAAUAAUACCCCUUGUGAAUUGGUACGACCAUGAAAAAAGGAACCCUGUUCUCAGCAGAACUUUUGAACUCCCAUCACAGCCCGUUCCGCAGUUGCACCGACAGAGCUGGGAGUGGUCAGUGGAUUUAACCAAAGCACCUCCCUCCUCUACCCCCUCCCUCCCAUCCUCAUCAGAAACUAUUGCAGAAGCACCGCAAGCAGGCCCCUGGCAGCCUGUUUUCUCACUGUGUGUUCCUGGCGACAAGAGAUGCUCGUCCAUCCAUCACUCGUCCUAAACAUGUAGAUUCACGUUUUCUCUCACUGACCCCAGUCUUCUCCCACUGUGAGAGAAGACUGCCAAGAGAAUUCCUUGAAACAAGGCCACAGAUUCAGUUUGACUCUCCCAGACUCAGGGCUGACCUUCACAGUGGGCCUUGGCCCGAGAGAACGACCAGCAGACAUACCUGUGACCAAUUUAUGUUGAUGUAUGGCAAAAACCCAUCACAAUAUUGUAAAGUAAUCAUCCUCUGAUUAAAGGAACAAAACAAAAAACACUCCUGUUAGCUGGUUGCCUGUGCAGUACCAGCCACCAUAUGUGACAGAACCAGUUUUUAGCACACUCUUGAUUUGUCAUUUUGAUGCUUUUAAUGCCACAAGGCAAAGUCCACGAAUACCAAAUUCCCAAAAUACCAUACCAAAAUUCAUCCUGUUUUAAAUGCAGGUCUUUGUUUAACAUAUCUACAUUUUCUGACAUGGUACAUACAGUAGUUUUUCAUUUAAAUCCCGCAGCUCUUAUUACCUGGUAAGCUUCCAAGUUGACCAGUCUACUUAGAUGUGUUUUCAGAUGAGGUUACAUUGUGUGUGAUAAGGUAUCCUGAUCUUUAGCGAGAGACCUACUAGUGAAAAAAACUAGAGAUUUGCAAUGAAACAUAUAUAAGCUAGACAAAAGACAUUCUAGAGAAAGUUCAAAAUAUUUCAAGUACCGGGAAGUUGCAACUUGUAGAAUUAUCCUCCCCGAAUUCAGUAGGCUAGCAGAGAAAUUGUGCUAAUGUGAUUUCAUUGAAAUGUCACGUCUCAAACAUUCUGUGGUCCAAGUGUACUCGUUUGUUCUGUGGAGUAAUUUUCUAUUCUGUUGCCGGUAUGAAAUUUUAGUGAAGUUGAAGUAAAUUUGAAUUAGUAACCUUUCUUACGAAGUUGCUCCAUGGUUUACAAGUAAUCCUCAUGCAGAGAGGCUGUGUUAACUUUCUUAAAUUCAGUAGCACGCACUUUGUUUAUCUGCUUCGGUUUAUUGUGGGGUAACUACGGGGUCACCCCGUCUCACGAGCACAGGAUUUGUGCUUUGGGAGCAUACUGCAAUUGUGCUGUUCUCUGGUACUAAGGAUCAGUGAAAGUGUUUUAUCUUUUUUAUGUAGUUUGUAUUGACUGGAUUUUAUAAUUGUAAGAAAACAGAAACAGAGUGUUGUAUUUUGAUCUGAAAUUUGUCUAUGGUAAAGUAAUUUUGUUUUAUGUAUUGGAAGUUCAUUUAAAACUUGAAAUAUUUUCUAGAAGGGUACCGAACAAAUGAAUUGUCUUUAAGCUGUUCAAUUAACCUAAUAAAACAAAUUGAUGGGGAA
Dama dama (fallow deer) is the source of this 14830-nucleotide messenger RNA. RefSeq names its product gigaxonin (gene GAN). The transcript has 11 exons. Gene Ontology annotation, molecular function: protein binding. Gene Ontology annotation, biological process: cytoskeleton organization. Lineage: Eukaryota; Metazoa; Chordata; Mammalia; Artiodactyla; Cervidae. Bases 109 to 1902 code for a protein of 597 amino acids. The record is from RefSeq and is a predicted model, not a curated record.